Gadus morhua (Atlantic cod) is the source of this 1713-nucleotide messenger RNA. RefSeq names its product putative GPI-anchored protein pfl2. The record is from RefSeq and is a predicted model, not a curated record. The annotation marks the transcript as partial. NCBI's taxonomy places the organism in Eukaryota, Metazoa, Chordata, Actinopteri, Gadiformes, Gadidae. The transcript has a single exon.
UUGACUUCUGCAUCCACAGUUCUGACUUCAACAGAUGAAAAUGUGACUUCUGACCCACUGACUUCUCAAACUACUGUUCAAUCUUCAACAUCAGAACAAUCGACUUCUGCAGUCACUGUUCUGACUUCAACAGUGGAGCCAUCGGCUUCUGCAUCAACAGUUCUGACUUCAACAGAUCAACCAUUGACUUCUGCAUCCACAGUUCUUACCUCAACAGAUGGAACAAUGACUACUGACCCAUUGACUUCUCAUACUACGGUUCAAACUUCAACAGCAGAUCAGUCGACUUCUGCAUCCACAGUUCUGUCUUCAACAGAUGGACCAUUGACUUCUGCAUCCACAGUUCUGAUUUCAACAGAUGGAACAUUGACUUCUGACCCACUGACCUCUCAAACUACAGUUCAAACCUCACCAGCAGAGCCAUCGACUCCCGCAUCCACAGUUCUGACUUCAACAGAUGGACCAUUGACUUCUGCGUCCACAAUUCUGACGACAACAGUUGGACCAUUGACUUCUGCAUCCACAAUUCAGACUUCAACAGAUGGACCAUUGACUUCUGCAUCCACAGUUCUGACUUCAACAGAUGGAACAAUGACUUCUGACCCAUUGACUUCUCAAACUACGGUUCAAACUUCAACAGCAGAGCAAUCAACUUCUGCAUCAACAUUUCUGACUUCAACGGAUGGAGGAUUGACUUCUGCAUCCACAGAUAUGACUUCAACAGAUGGACCAUUGACCUCUGCAUCCACAGUUCUGACUUCAACAGAUGUAACAUUGACUUCCGCAUCCACUGUUCAAACUUCAACAGCAGAGCCAUCGACUCCCGCAUCCACAGUUCUGGCUUCAACAGAUGGACCAUUGACUUCUGCGUCCACAAUUCUGACGACAACAGUUGGACCAUUGACUUCUGCAUCCACAGUUCUGACUUCAACAGAUGGACCAUUGACUUCUGCAUCCACAGUUUUGACUUCAACAGAUGGAACAAUGACUUCUGACCCACUGACUUCUCAAACUACUGUUCAAUCGUCAACAUCAGAACAAUCGACUUCUGUAGUCACUGUUCUGACUUCAACAGCGGAGCCAUCGACUUCUGCAUCAACAGUUCUGUCUUCAACAGAUCAACCAUUGACUUCUGCAUCCACAGUUCUGACCUCAACAGAUGGACCAUUGACUUCUGCGUCCACAAUUCUGACGACAACAGUUGGACCAUUGACUUCUGCAUCCACAGUUCAGACUUCAACAGAUGCAAAUGUGACUUCUGACCCACUGAUUUCUCAAACUACGGUUCAAACAUCAACAGCAGAGCCAUCGACUUCUGCAGUCACUGUUUUGACUUCAACAGCGGAGCCAUCGGCUUCUGCAUCAACAGUUCUGACUUCAACAGAUCAACCAUCGACUUCUGCAUCCACAGUUCUUACCUCAACAAAUGGAACAAUGACUAUUGACCCAUUGACUUCUCAUACUACGGUUCAAACUUCAACAGCAGAUCAGUCGACUUCUGCAUCAACAGUUCUGAUAUCAACGGAUGGAGGAUUGACUUCUGCAUCCACAGUUCUGACUUCAACAUAUGAAACAGUGACUUCUGACACACUGACCUCUCAAACUACUGGUCGAAUUUCCACAUCAGAGCCUUCGAAUUCUGCAUCCACAGUUCUGACUUCAACAGAUGGAACAAUGACAUCUGACCCACUGACUUCUCAAACUACUGUUCAA